AUGGCCGAUUUCACACUUCUUCAAGGUCUUCCUCACAUCAACCUCGUCAACAUCACAGCAGCAGCAGCAACACCCCCAACAACAACAACAACAACGAACAACAACACCAACAGCGACACCGAAAACAACAACAUGGUCCGUGGAGGAUCAAACCGCGAUGGCAGCUGCCAUCAUUACGGCCCGACGAAUACAGGGCAAGGCUACGGCUCUGGUAACCCUGGGCCUCCGCAGAGCGACGGGGACUUGAGUUCCUUAUUCGACACUCCCCCACCUACUGCUCCAUCUAAUGAUGGCAGAGGUGGUCGGGGACGAAGAAGAGGAAGAGGCCGAGGGAGAGGAGGAGGAAGCAGCGGAGGUGUUCGAGGCGGUCGAGGUGGUGGAAGUUUUCAUGGGUCUACGCAAACACCCCCGGCCCCCGUGGCUCCCAUUGCCCAAGGGCAACAGAGCACCGGGAACAUGAGCUUGGCACCUUUGAAUGCCGGGGGGUAUCAGUUCGGGGGCCUGACCCUACUGUGGCCCCCUCCAGACAGUACCCAUGGCUAUUCUCCUGCUGUCGAAGCAUCUCAAGGCUCUGGACAUGGUCAACAGGCCCAAAACUUUCGGGGCCAGGACGAAAGACUCCAAGUGGUCGAAGAGCUGGGCGUCAAGACCCAACCCGCGGAGACCCCUGGUCAGGUUGACUUGUCGUUGUCCAACGCCAGCAAACGGGGUGGGGCUCAGGAGAACAUCGUCUCAAAGGUGUCCUUCACGCCAGGCGCUGUUGUCAGUUACUCCAACGCGAGGGACGCGAAGCGGGCGAUCGACGAGAUUGCCGGCCACGACGACGACAAUACGGCGGUCAACCUUACGAUAUGGCUUCAGCCCAAAAAGCGCAGGAUUGAAAAGGACACCAAACUGACAGUCAGCCAGUGGGUGGCCCUGAGUUGCAAUGACAUGGGAAUUGAAGUUCCCGAAGGUGAUGUCCCUGAAGUGGACGCCGAGACGGUCGAUGCGGCCGAUGCAGAGGGAAUUGCAAAGUGCCCAAACUGCAAAGUGGAGGGCCAUGGCAUCGUCGAGUGUAUGAUGCCUCGCAGAGAUGGCUACGUGCAUGGGUGCAUUCACUGCAGCACCGCAGAGCACCAGACGGCCAAGUGCGACAAACACCCUCGGGACACGGCGAAGUUGGUCGACUUGCUUGUCAAGCAGCGGCCAAACAUGCCACCCCUGAAGGCUACUCCCUGGUACCCCGCCCUUCACGAGUACAUGGAGGUGGCGAGCCUGGAGGCCAUCGAGAGCUUUCCUUGGCGCGCCCAAUUCGGUAUUGAGGUCAUCCAGGAUCCUCUCCUUCGCCGACGGGCAGUGGAAUCGAUAGAGAAGGGUCGGGAUUUCAGGCCUGUCGACCCCAAGAUGACUGACUGGGUCACGAUCAGGGAGCGUGAUGGCAAGCCCAAGAGCGCAAUGGAUGGCUUCCCAAAGCUGGGAACGCAGCCCCAAGGUGGCAAGGGCCCAUCUCAAAAGUGGUCGAAGCGACAGCCGCCCUUGUCUCAAAAGUGGCGGAAGGCUAUGAUCAAGCAUGGUCAAGCGGACCCCAACAACCUUCCGUGCGGGGACGGCUUUCAGUUCGUACCAGGGGUUUGA
This is a messenger RNA of Fusarium vanettenii 77-13-4, 1617 nucleotides long. RefSeq lists its product as uncharacterized. Gene Ontology annotation, molecular function: zinc ion binding; nucleic acid binding. Lineage: Eukaryota; Fungi; Ascomycota; Sordariomycetes; Hypocreales; Nectriaceae. The record is from RefSeq and is a predicted model, not a curated record. The transcript has 2 exons. The coding region runs from base 1 to 1617 and encodes 538 amino acids.